Bombus terrestris (buff-tailed bumblebee) is the source of this 3298-nucleotide messenger RNA. Its product is annotated as homeobox protein Hox-B1a. Gene Ontology annotation, cellular component: nucleus. Gene Ontology annotation, molecular function: DNA-binding transcription factor activity, RNA polymerase II-specific; RNA polymerase II cis-regulatory region sequence-specific DNA binding. The record is from RefSeq and is a predicted model, not a curated record. Bases 608 to 2041 code for a protein of 477 amino acids. Lineage: Eukaryota; Metazoa; Arthropoda; Insecta; Hymenoptera; Apidae. The transcript is spliced from 2 exons. Gene Ontology annotation, biological process: regulation of transcription by RNA polymerase II.
CCAGUCCACCUAGCCAGUCCACUUCAGCGACUCUCGCCGAUCGGAUCGACGUCUACGCGUUCGCUGUUUGUCCGCUUACUUGCGCCAGCGACGACGCAGUACCGCGUGCUCUGGCGGAUUCCGGCAAUCUGCCUCGGGAUUUCUCGCGUAUUCGCGAUUUUCUAGAUAUUUCCAUCUAUUGCGUCCGACUUGUUGACGUUGAUCAGGGUUUGAACCACACCGAGGAUGUUAAAGUAAAGGAAGGAAGUUAUGAUGAAGUUGACUAACGUCUGAAAGCAAGUGAAACACCGUCAGAAGGAAUAUCGUACGCUUGGACUGUUGGUAAAAAAGUGUGUCAACUAGUGAUAUUUCUGUGUUAUAAUCACAGCAAGCUCUUAAGUUAAAGCCUUCCAUUCAUUACACAAUUAUCAAGCAUCGUGGAUACAGAAAAGUGUAGAUAAAAGUCAACGUGGUAGCCGUUGGUCGAGAUGUAAGCUAAUCGCUGGAACGCUCCUUUCUCCGCAAAUUGCUCUCUCCCUUCCUCAGUGAAAGAGUGCGCGCACCGAAGGACACGCUGGUAGCCCGGCAGCAGGUGGCCAAUUGAUGUAUUCGCCUCCACGCCACGAGGAUGAUGAUGAUGGACAUGGGCAUGUACGGAACUUACGGCAAGCCUGACUCAUACCCCAACUACGUGUGCACGGGUCAAGGAAAUCAUCAUCAUCAUCAACCCGUGUCCGUCGGGGGACACGUGCCUGUGCCAGCUUCGCCGGAACUCGCUCCAGCGCAUUACUUCCCUCAGACCGCGGUUUCACCUUACUCGUCCUCUUCCUCGGAGAGUUUCCUGGCGUCAGAGUCCGCCACAUCUUCCGGCACGCCUCCACAGGGCUUCUACUCGCCGUCGGCGGGUGUUCUGCACGAGGAUGGUUCCACGACCGCGAUAAUCUCCUCGGAGAACGGUCUGAGUUACACUAAUUUGGAUUACGCUUCCUCGUCGUCAUCGUACGGCCAGCAGCAUCAGCACGCGAACGGCUCCCAUGGAUCGGUAGAUCCUCACCAGAGUUACCACGUUCAGCAAGCGGCGUACAGAGACGACCAUCAUCAUCAUCACCAUCCAGCUUCUUCCUCGGGCAACGGUCUUCAUCAAGGUCCCAUGAUGACCGCUGGCCACUCGAGAACGGAGCAUGACCAACAACUGCACCAUCAGUCUUCUAGUCAUCACCAUCAUCACCACCAUCAUCAUCACGAACCUGACUAUCAGCUCGCUGGUACCACCAACUAUCUACAUCAGCUGCCCACCAGUGAAGACUCGCUUCACUAUCAUUCGCAAAUCCGACAAAACGACUACAGUGGACAUUCCGCUGGCCACUACAAAGAGGAAAAUCCGGAUCCAUCGUGUUAUCACGUGCUGCAACAGUCGGGCCAUCCUCAACACCCGCACCAACAUAGUCACGGACAUCAUCAUCAACAGCAUCCCCAUAGUCACCAUCCUCCGCAGCAGCAACAGCCGCAACAGCCACACGUACCCACUUACAAAUGGAUGCAAGUGAAGAGGAACGUGCCCAAACCAGCUGCAGCAAAGACAAAUCUAAAUGUGGGAGAAUAUGGCGGUAGCACAGUUGGAGGUGGAAACGGAUCCCCCUACGCAACUACGGCGAACGGUCCUGUGAACUGUCUUACCGGCGGACCUAUGGCUGGUAUUGCAGGUAGCUUCAACAAUACCGGCCGAACCAACUUCACGAACAAACAACUAACAGAGCUCGAAAAAGAAUUUCACUUCAAUAAGUACCUGACCAGAGCAAGGCGUAUUGAAAUCGCAUCAGCGUUGCAGUUAAACGAAACGCAAGUAAAAAUUUGGUUCCAGAACAGAAGAAUGAAGCAGAAGAAAAGAAUGAAAGAAGGUUUAAUACCGGUUGAUAAUACAACUGUAACACCACUCAGUGGCGCCAGGAGUUCGAGUAAUUCACCAACUAGUUCCUCCAGUCACGAAACUAGUGGUCUCGGAUUAUCUAGUUUUACGAACGAUAAUAGUCGGGAAUCCCCACCCUCGUCUUCGAAAGAUUGACGGGUUCCUUACUGCAGCAACGAACGUAUCUAUGGCCUACGACUUAACGAUGAUUGGUGAAAAUUAAGAAAAAAAGCGUUAUUUUAAAUCAUGUGAUUUGAAUUUACAUGAAUUUCCUUGCUGCAGCAGCAACAAUAUCUAUAAUAGUAUUUCCAAUUUUAAUAGAACUGAAUUAUUGUAACAAUAUAUGAUACACUCUUUCGACGAUCUUGAAAAUUAUCAAAAUUAAUCGAAUAUAGUAUAGAAAUUGAACAAUGUAUGUACCAAUUAAGCGAACUAUUUAUUUUCGUUUGAGUUAUAUAUGCCGUAAAGGCAAUAUGAACAGAAUUCCUGAAAAGUUACCAUAUACCUCAGUUUGUGUAAAUGGUAUAAUGAUAUUUAUAUAUAAUUAUAAAUACCAAUGAUUGAUCACAGCAUAUUAUGUAAAAACAAUUGUGAAAAUAUUCUCAGAUGCUAAUUGAUUACAUCUAGAGACCAACUUUCUUUUUGGUGAGGACAAUUAUUGUUUGAUGUUAUCAUUCUUACUAUAUGGUAAUAUUGUUUUAAUUACUUUUUUACUCGCCUUUUCUCGUUCUGUUUAUUGCGAGAUAUUCCAACAUUGAUAAAUUUACAUACCAAUGAAUAUUGUUAACUAUUCAAUACUUGCGAAUUAUUGUAAAAUUCUUGUAUAAAUUUUACAUUCUCAAAGAAAUUAUUAGAUACUGAUAAAGAUAAUAAAAAUGAUCUUCAUAAAUGUAACAGUGUACUAGUAGAUUAUAAACAUUCUAUAAUGAUAGCAUGAUAACAGUAGUUGUGCUCCCAAUUUGAAUAUCUUCUGUAUGUAUAUGUACAUAUAAUCUAAUGCAAAUCUUGUGUGAGCAGCAAUGUACGUCAUUAUACAGUAAGACAUUACCAGAGUAUUUAAAAAAUACAAGAAGAAGAUCAUUGCACAGACGCUAUAGCUAAUAAUUGAAAUGUAUAAAUAAGAAAUUACACUGUAUGAUGAACUUAUUUUAAAAUGAUUGCAAGAUUUGCAUUGAUUCUAUUUAACUUAAUUUGAUCACUUAAAAGUUAACAAAUUAAUGUAAUCGUAUAGUUAUAUAGAUUAUAUUGUGAUCUAAUAAGAAAUUCUGUACCUAAAUGAAUUUGGAUAUAAUAAAUUGUGAUUAUUCUGUAGUAUUACUUAGAAUUCUGUAGAGAGAAUAAAAUAUUAAUACACUACGAAAGAAAACUUAUAAAAUCCACUGAAACUCCGAAAUAAAAUGAUUUACCUAAUUA